Molecule: messenger RNA, 2710 nt
Organism: Caenorhabditis auriculariae
Lineage: Eukaryota; Metazoa; Nematoda; Chromadorea; Rhabditida; Rhabditidae
Source: the annotation of a GenBank genome assembly
AUGGUGAGCGGAUUCGAAGAGCAACUCGCCGAUUGCCGCGAGGUUUUCGCCUACUUUGACAGCAAGGGUGAUGAACGGAUCUCCGUUCAGCAGGUGAUUCAAGAAAUUAUAUUCAUAGUGAUUAAAUUUUAGUGAUUAAAGAAAUUGUUUUAUGAGAUAUUGGUUUUAUUAUUAGGAAAUUGAAAUUGAAGCUAUACUCACUUUGAAAAAUAAAAUUUCCUAAAAAACAGGGGUGGGCCGUUUUUAGCCGAUUUUGAAGAUUUAAAGAAGAAAAUUCAAUGCAGAAUUAUAUUAUUCAGUGCUUCAAAACAGUUUCAAAAGUGAAAAUGAAGUUUUCUGAUGUGAAAAGUCUGAAAAUUCUUCAGUAAUGUUGGAAUUUUGCUUUAAAUUCUACAGUUUUAGUGGCUUAAAAAGCCUUUUUUUGUUGUGAAAAAGUAAUUUUUUUAAAAAGUUCAAUCAUAUUGAUAGGUGUGAGUUUCACUUUUUAGAGUUUUUUUAAACUACAUAAAAGAUGGUUUGAGAUUAAUUCUGGUCAAAAAAAUCAAAAAAAUAAAAUUUUUCCUUCAAAAUCCAUUUUUUUAAAGCUCAAAAAAAUGAUAAUUAUACUAUUUUUCUGGCUUGAAGAGAUUUUUAAUGGGAGAUGUGAGCAAGAUUAGAGGAAGUAGAGGGAAAAGGUAUAAACUUAAAAAGAGCGCUCGAAAAGAUGUAAAAAGAACGAAGAAAAGAAAAAAAAAGCAGAAUAAAAAAAGCUAAUAAAAAUUUCGAAAAGAAAACACGAGAAAAUGAAUUUCUUCAUGCUGUUUAUGCGCGAGGAAAUCAAAGAUUGAAACUUUUUUUUUUCGAUUGAUGACUCAUUGUUUAUUCUUUUUUUUUAUGUGGCAGAUUUGCAUAAAAUGAAUUUUAAUUGGUAAGAAGAAGUUUAAGACAAGGAAAGGGUUGAUUUUAGUUAGAAAUAUGUGGAGAAAAAGAGUUUUGUAAGGAAAAAAAGUGAUAUAAGCGUUGAAGGAACAGUAAAUGUACCAAAAAAAAAUGAAAAAAUCAAGGGAGCGCUAAAUGAUUUUAAGUGGUUUCUUGGUAGUUUCAAGUGGGUUUGUAAUGGUUUUUAGUGAUUUUUUGGGGUUUUGAGUGGCUUUUUAAUGGUUUUUAGUGGUUUUGAUAUGAGAUUUGUAUGAAACAGUUUUGAGAAAACGACCGAAUUUUCCAAUUUUCAAGGUCGGAGACGUGCUCCGCGCUCUCGGCCAGAACCCAACCGAAGCCGACAUUGCUAGGUGUUGCUCAUCCUAUGAGAAAGAUGCUCGUCUUUCCUUCGAAGACUUUGUUCCCAUCUUCAAGUCGGUCAACAAGAAUCGGUGGGUUUUAAAGGAACACAAUUUUGAAAAAAGUAUUAAAGCGAUAUUUUAGUGAGGACCACACGGUUGAGGAGUUCGUCGAGGGCUUGUCGCACUUCGACAAGGAAGGAAAUGGUCUGAUCAACGUCGCCGAGCUCCGGCACCUUUUGACCACUCUUGGUGCGCCUUUAAAGAUUCUUUUGAUGGUGUGGAAAGGUAUAAAAAAAGUUGAAAUUACUUAGAAACUCCAAAGGGGUCCCUAUAGGGGCCCUUGAAGCUUCCUCUUCAGGGACCUUCCCCUAAAGAGGCCACUAGAGCUUCUAAAAGUGGCCCCUGUAGGGGUCUUUGUUAUGAACUCUAUGCGAAGAAACAUUUCCAUGGGAAAAAUAAGCGUUUUUUGAAUAAUUGGAAAACCCUAUAGGGAUCACUUUACCAACUCUAUAAGUGCCAUUAAAGCUUGCAAAAGUGGUCCCUAUAGGGGACAUGCUAUUUGAUAAUUGAUAUGAACUCCAAGCAAAGAAGCAUUUCCAUGGGAAAAACUGAAUAAAUAGCGUUUUGAAUGAAAUUGAAAGACCCCUAUAGGGACCACAUAGAUUUUUUCCCUAAAUGGACCACUUUUUCGGGCCCUAUGGGGGGCUGUUUUUCCUCCCUGAUCUCUAUAGGGACCACUCUGGAGUCCCUAAGUAAAUUCGCUUCGAGACCUUUUCAAAAUUUGGCUGUGCUCUUUACACUUUUUAGACGAGAGUUUUGAAAAAAAUUCCUUAGGGAUCGCUUAAGGGUUCUGACGCCACUAAAGUGGUCACUAGAAAUGCUCAGAAACGUCCGGUACGUGUUACCAAGUUCGAAUAUUAACGUGAAAAUCCUCACGACUGUUUUUUGGGAAUAAAACUUUAGGAAAUAUCAUCUUUUUUAGUUUUAGUUUAUUUUAAAUUUAUGAGAAACGAUCCUUGUUGAAAUUCAUUAAAAAGUUACUUUUCGAGAUCGUUUAUCGCAGUUAUUUUGAGAAACCUUUGGAAGAUACGUUUUAGAAAUGAUUUAUAGGUAUUAACUUAUAGGAAGUUUUGUUUCGAUCUCCGUGCCAAUUUAAAUUUGUCAAAAUAAAGUUGCCGUGAUUCGUGCAGAGCAGUGUGAACCCUAACGACUGAUUUUGGGUGUAAAAUUCUUGAAAAUAUCAUUUUUUUUUUUAGUUUUCAGUUUAUUUUAAAUAUAUUAGAAACGAUCCUCGUUGAAAUUCAUCAAAAAGUUACUGUUCUUUCAAAGAAUCACAUGUUUCAGGAGAAAGACUGAGCGACGAAGACGUCGACCAACUUCUGGCCGGCCACAACGAUUCCCACGGAAACGUCAACAUUGCCGACUUUGUUCGCGCCGUCAUGAAUUCCUAA